AUGUUCUAAUCUAAAAUUAAAGUAGAAAUCUCAACCUUGUAAUGCAAUAAGCAUUUUGGAAAUCCAUAUAUACAAAUAAAGAUUGAUAAGGGAUGUAAUGGAAUAGAAAGAUUAAUGUGUAGUGAAUGUAUAGCAGAUUAGAGAGGAGUUUAUAAUGUAAUGUCUAUUGUAGAAGCAAGUGAGAGAAUAUAAAAUUUGAAGAGCUAAUAAUAAUAACAAAUAUUAGAUUUUAUCAAAUCAUAAAAACAAAUGCUAGAAAAAUUAAGAGAGAAAACUAAUAGUCUCUAAUCUAAAAUUUAUGAAUUAUUUUCCUCAUUAAAUUAAAAAUUUGAUGAUUACUCAGUAGAAUUAGAUAAUUUAGUUGCAGAAUAUAAUUGUUGUGAUUUACUCAAAGAAAUUAAUUUUCUUUUUGAAUCUCCUAAUUAGAUUAUAUACUAAUAGUUUCUAAUAGAUUCUGAAAGGAUUUAAAUAAUGAAUCGUAUUUAUUCAUCUAAAGUAAAUAAUUUAACAUUAACUUUAAAAUCUAUAAUAGCAGAUUGGAAUGUAUAAAAUGAGUUUGAUGAAAAAUUCAACUAAAUUUCUACAUAAAUUAAUAAUAAUAGAAUUGACAAAAAUCAUUCCAUUUUGACUAAAAUUUCAGAAAUCAAACAAUAACAAUCUUGUUGGGCUAUUGCAUUUAAUAAAUCUAAUUCAAUUAUGGCAGCUGGAUGUGAAGAGAAUAUUAAAAUUUGGAAUUUUCAAGAUAAAAAAUUAAUUGAUUCUGGAAUUACAUUAAAAGGACAUUCUGAUUAUGUAUAAUGUUUGGUAUUCAGCAAAUAUCAUGAUUGGUUUGUCUCAGGUGGAUUAGAUGAAAAAAUUAUAUGUUGGAAUCAAAUUAAUACAAAGAAAUGGUAAGAGAAUUAAUUUUUGAAUACAGGUUAAGGAAUAAUAUAAUGUUUGAUAUUAACACAAGCUGAAGAUUAAAUUAUAUCAAGCCAUGAUUCAAAAAUUAAAGUAUGGAAUCUUAAUAUUGAAUGCAACAUUAUAUCAUUCAAAUAAUCAUUAGAUAUGCACAAAUAAACAGUUUAAUCUAUUUGUGUUAAUGAGAAUUCAACAUUUUUAAUAUCAAGUGCUUCAGAUAAUAAAAUUAUUCUAUGGUCAAAGAAAUCUUCAUAAGAAUGGUCAUACUAGUGUACUAUCAAUAAAAUUACUAAUGAUUGUGGAAAUAGAGUUAGCUUUAUUUCUAAUUCAGCGUUUGUUUGGCAAUAGGAGAAAUAAGGAAUUUUACAUAUAUUUAAUUUUGAGAAUGGAGAAUUUAUCGAAAAACCUGAAUUAAAAGUUAAAUUAAAAUCAGAAAAUAAAUAAGAUAGAACUCUACUUUUUCCAUCUAUUUUUAAUAAGAAAAAGAAUAUAUUUAUUUAAAAACAUCAUAAAUAUGUAUAUAUUUUGAAGAAAGAUAAUGAAAAUUAAUUAUUAAUUAAUGGAGAUCCAAUUUAUUGUGAAUCCAAAUUUAAUUAUGGAACUAUUACCAAUGAUGGUAAUUAUUUGGUAAUUUGGAAUUUAGAAUCAAGAUCAUUUAAUGUGUAUUAAAUAAAUUGA
This is a messenger RNA of Paramecium pentaurelia, 1578 nucleotides long. Lineage: Eukaryota; Ciliophora; Oligohymenophorea; Peniculida; Parameciidae. The record is from the annotation of a GenBank genome assembly.